Messenger RNA from Trichomycterus rosablanca, 435 nucleotides. RefSeq names its product ATP synthase membrane subunit f (gene atp5mf). Gene Ontology annotation, molecular function: proton-transporting ATP synthase activity, rotational mechanism. The record is from RefSeq and is a predicted model, not a curated record. The coding region runs from base 40 to 309 and encodes 89 amino acids. The transcript has 4 exons. Lineage: Eukaryota; Metazoa; Chordata; Actinopteri; Siluriformes; Trichomycteridae. Gene Ontology annotation, biological process: proton motive force-driven mitochondrial ATP synthesis.
CCCACCAGCCAUCGCGCCAGUCUCCAAGAGUACAGCAAGAUGGCGGACAGACCAGUGCCCUUAGCUGAGAAGAGGCUUAUGGAUGUGAAGCUUGGUCAGCUGCCAUCCUGGUUUGGUACAAGGGACUUCACACCUAAUGGCCUCAUUGGUUCUGUUCGAAGAGGUUAUGAUGGGUAUUACAACAAGUACAUCAAUGUGAAGAAAGGAGGAAUUGGUGGCGUUGCCAUGAUCCUCGCUGGAUAUGUCGUAUUGAGCUAUGUGUGGGAAUACGAUCACAUCAAGCAUGACCGCUGGAGGAAGUACCAUUAAAGCUUCUUGGACACCAUGGACCACCAAGACAUAUGGGCUGUCCUGUCUGCACCAGUGUGAUCGGCACAUCUUUCUAUGUUGUGUAUAAAGUAAUUUGUGACCAAGAAUUAAACUAUUAUUAAGUGA